Neurospora tetrasperma FGSC 2508 is the source of this 1291-nucleotide messenger RNA. RefSeq lists its product as uncharacterized. The record is from RefSeq and is a predicted model, not a curated record. Gene Ontology annotation, molecular function: oxidoreductase activity. NCBI's taxonomy places the organism in Eukaryota, Fungi, Ascomycota, Sordariomycetes, Sordariales, Sordariaceae. Bases 1 to 1239 code for a protein of 412 amino acids. Gene Ontology annotation, cellular component: cytoplasm. The transcript has 3 exons.
AUGCCCGAAACUAUUAAGCAAUAUCCUGACCCGGACAAACCCGUCCACAUUGUCUUUGUAGGAGCUGGUGCCGUCGGUUGUUUCUAUGCCUCGAGGCUGCAUCACCCCUCCAAAAACAUCCACGUCUCCCUUAUCGCCCGUUCCAAUUACAAAGCCCUCCUAGACAACGGCGUCAAACUCCAAACCCACUCCUUCGGCGACUACACCUUCACCCCUCACGCCGUCUUCCCCAACGUCGCCGCCGCCGCCUCCGCUCCUGUUCAACAAUGGGACUACGUCGUCGUAACCACCAAAGCCCUUCCGGACCGCGGUGACGACUCGGCGCUCAUCGCCCCACUCAUCGGUCCCAACUCGUGCAUCGUCCUGAUCCAAAACGGCGUCGGCGUCGAAGCACCGUACCGCACCCGUUUUCCUUCGACGCCCAUCAUCAGCGCCGUCACCGUCGUUUCCGCCGAACAAAUCAGUCAGGGAGUCAUCCGACAGAACCGAUGGACGCGCAUCCAUCUUGGUCCGUACUCCAACUCGGCUAGCUUUGAUUCUAGCACGCCUAUCACCAAAGACCGUGAUGAAGCACCCCCUUCUGCCACUACCACUCCCAAAGUUGAAUCGACAGGCGAUCUAACACCCACCGGCUCCCCCCCUUCUCCUUCCCCCUCUUCAUCCGCGCCAUCUCACCACAAACUCACCGAUUCCGACCUCGCCCUCCAACAAAGGGGUUACGAUUUGGCAGCCCGCCUGACCUCUUACCUCGUCCACUUGGGUUCAGUCCGCGACGCCCAUCUCUCUUCCGAAUCUCACCUCCAGCUCAUCCGGUGGCACAAACUCUGCAUCAACGCCGCCUUCAACCCGUGCUCCGUCUUAUCCGGUGGUAUCGGCAACGCCGACAUGGUUCGGGACCCUGAACUCCGCCUCUUCUUGUCAGCCAUUAUGUACGAAAUCUGGGAUGCUGCCCCUUUGAUCUUGGGUCUGCCCAAGGGAGAAGGGUUCGAAAAGGAUCCCAAGGGGUUCGCGACGCCGGAGAAGAUUCUAAAGUCAACGGAGAGAAAUGUGGGUUCCAAGCCGAGUAUGUUGUUGGAUUGGGAGGCGGGAAGGCCGUUGGAGUUGGAGGUUAUUGUGGGAAAUCCGGUGAGGAUUGCGAGGGGACGGGGGGUGGAGAUGCCGAGGUUGCAAGGGGUUUAUGCGUUGUUGAGGAGUAUGCAGAGUGUUAGGGAGAGAAGGAAGAGGGAGGGGAAGUUGUAGAUGGAGGUUGGAGGGAGAAGGUCGGGAGAUGGGCAAUGAAAGGUGGUUGUUG